This is a messenger RNA of Nerophis ophidion (straightnose pipefish), 10504 nucleotides long. RefSeq names its product zinc finger and BTB domain-containing protein 7A-like. The record is from RefSeq and is a predicted model, not a curated record. Bases 16 to 1902 code for a protein of 628 amino acids. Gene Ontology annotation, biological process: regulation of transcription by RNA polymerase II. Gene Ontology annotation, molecular function: DNA-binding transcription factor activity, RNA polymerase II-specific; protein binding; RNA polymerase II cis-regulatory region sequence-specific DNA binding. The transcript has 3 exons. NCBI's taxonomy places the organism in Eukaryota, Metazoa, Chordata, Actinopteri, Syngnathiformes, Syngnathidae.
UCAGAGUUGUUUCUGAUGUUCUGUCUUUCCCCCCUUCAGGCAGGAAGACAGACGGACGGCAGGACGGAUACACGGGCGGGGGCUGUGCUAGGCGGCUCGGCGGCAGGCUGGUGGAAGAUGUCGUCCGGAGCCGGCGGGAGGGGAGGGAGGCGGCUCAGGGGGACGGCGGGCGGAGGGAACAGCGGAUACCGAGGUGGAUCCGGAGAGGCCGAAGAGGGCCCAGUGGGGAUCCCUUUCCCAGAGCACAGCGCAGACAUCCUGGGCAGUCUCAACAAGCAGCGGCUCAGUGGCCUGCUCUGCGACGUUCUCCUGGUCACACAGGACCGGGAGUUCCCAGCUCAUCGCUCUGUCCUGGCAUCCUGCAGCACCUACUUCCACAAGCUGUUCACCUCAGGGGCGGCCGCAGAUCAACGCAAUGUCUACAACAUCGACUUUGUGGCGGCAGAGGCUCUGGAAGCGCUGCUGGACUUUGUCUACACGGCCACGCUGACCGUCAGCCACACCAGUGUGGCGGAUAUCCUCGCAGCCGCACAACUUCUGGAGAUCUCACCUGUUCAGGAUGUCUGUACCCACCUGCUGGACACCAAAGUGCUCUCCCCGCCGGCGGGCAUUGAGCAAAGAGAGGGGGAUGAGGAGAGUGGAAGAGGAGGAAGAGAACAGGGAAACCAGGUGCGAGCUCGGGAGUUUUUGGAGUACUUCCAGAGAGGGGCCCACUGGAGCAGCAGCUGCAGCACACCAGAGCUCAGGGACCUGCCUACACACCCGCACUUUAAUCAUGGCAACGGGGGGACCCCCAGCAAUGGGGCGCCCGGUGGCCCUGGCGAGUACUAUUCCCCCCUGGCCCUGGCUUUGGCCCAACGCCCCACACAUGAACAAGAGGAGGAGGAAGAAGAGGACGACGAGGACGAGGACGUGGAGGCGGUGCAAGGCAACGGGAUAAACCUUACGUCAUUUUACUACCCUCCGUCCCAAAAUGGGCACUUCUACCUCACCCCUGAGGUUCGAUCAGGGCACGCAACAGAGGCAGAGGACGGGGCCAGGCAGCUGAUGGCAAGGGACAGAGGCUCAGCCAGUGCCCUCCUGCAGAGGAUGAUGAACUCCAUCGAGAGGCAGAAGGAGUGUGGGGCGGCCGGGGAAGAGCCGGGCGAAGGCGAUGACCCUGAUAUGGAAUUUUACUACAAUUACUUCAACAGCGCGCACUACGAGGACACGCCCUCUGCCGCCGUGACACAAGGAGCAGCACCGCUGUGGCUAUCGCGAGGCAACGCCGGCCAUGACAGGGUUGGCGGAGGGGAAAGGGGAGUGGGGCCGAGGGCCAGCGGGGGAGGUGGAGGGGAGAGGAAGAUGCGCUCUAAGGCCUUUCAGAAGUGCCCCAUAUGCUCCAAGGUCAUUCAAGGAGCAGGCAAGCUACCCCGCCACAUCCGAACACACACGGGAGAGAAACCCUAUGAGUGCGCCAUCUGCAAAGUGCGCUUUACCAGGCAGGACAAGCUCAAGGUCCACAUGCGGAAACACACGGGAGAGAAGCCUUACCUUUGUACGCAAUGCGGGGCCGCCUUCGCUCACAACUACGACCUGAAGAACCACAUGCGCGUUCACACAGGCCUACGGCCCUACCAGUGCUCCAGCUGCUUCAAGACUUUCGUGCGCUCCGACCACCUGCACCGCCACCUCAAGAAGGACGGUUGUAACGGCAUCCCGUCUCGCCGGGGCCGAAAGCCUCGGGUGCAAGAGCCCGGGCUCCUAGAGGCCCAGAUGGGCCUGCUGAGCCCUGGCUCAGACACUAGCCUGGAGCCUCACAUCAUCAAGGAACGGCUCUCUGAAGCACUCAAGUUGGAGGUGGAGGGUGCCCACGCACACAGCCCUCAGCUGCAGGAGGUAGCGGGGGGGGUCGGACCCUGAGACAUGAACUUCAGAAAUGACUGCUGUCACUCUGCUCCACCUGUCCACACAGAGGAGUAAAAAGCGUACAUAAAAAACUAUUCCUCUAUAAACCAAAUCAGGGUGUCUCCAACAAUUUAAUCCUAACAUUUUUUUCUCCUUUCACUUUGGCAAACAAAGUAGAUGUGCAAGCACUUGAGUCGGUUUAAAGCGCAAUGAAUGCUUCUAAUCGCGCUCCCAAGACGUCCACUUUCUGGGACAUUUCUUUCUUAUCAGUGAUUGGGGUUUUAUACAUUGGCAUAAUGUAUAAAGGACACUAAGACACUCUUUAGCAACUAUGCAGUUGAUUUUAAUUUUUAGUUUUUUUUAUUACUUUUGUCCUCACAGCCUUCGAGCUCUGAGCAGGCUGUCGUACGGGUGAAGCGAGGACAAAUCUUUCACAGAGAAAAAAGCUUUUUUUUCCCUAAAUUCUUUUGCAGGUCUAUCGAUGUACAGUUACCAUAGUAACAACGUUGCCAUAAUAUGGCAUAUGCAAGGAAAACUCACCACACUUGUGAUGCAACAGCUUUCUCUGUCUCUCUAUUUCUCGCUUUCUCUUUCUCACUCGCUCUCCAAAUGCUCCAGAAAGAGUCAGACGAGGGUUCGAUUGAAGUGUUACUUACUCGAUAAAGAAAAUGCAUUCUAAGAAAUGAUAGUGGCGAGUCGAAUCCACGUUGGUGGGGGCUCGAGGGUUGCAGGACCAAGCGGCCGGAGGGAUGGUGUUUUUAAAAUGCUCCCACUGCUCUCACAGCCCUGCGAUUUCAGAUCACCCUGUUGAAAUUUGUCUUAAUUUUUGCUUUUUGUUCCCUUUUUUUGUUUUGAGUUGACUGGGUACUUGACACUUUAUAAUUGUAUACGUGUAUAUACAGCAUGUGGCGAUAUGACAUCCCUGUUGACGCUAAGGUGUAUUUAACAUUCUGGCUUCUCCUCGCGGGCUUGAUGUCGUAUUUACGGGCCUGUAUGAAUGUUUGUUGAGAGACAAGACAGAGUCACCUGUUUGUUUUUGUUAUGAAAAAACAAAAACAAACCGUUGACAGUUUCUGCCCUGAUAGGAUGAGGAGUGGGAAUGGAUGAAUGAAUGUGCUUCACUUUUUGCAGUGUGUCCUUGUGUGACAAGGCGCAGGUUUAGGUAAACGACAUGAAGCCCAAAUGAGAGAAAUGAGCGUGAUGAAGAGAAAAGAUUAGCACCUUGUUUUUCUAUGUUUGCACAGCUUUACUAAAGACACCCAACAAAAAAGAGGGAGAUGAUAUAUAUAUAUAUAUAUAUAUAUAUAUAUAUAUAUAUAUAUAGAAAAAAGUUUGCUUUGACUUCUUUUAGCCGUGGGGUCCACCUGUGCGAUGAGCACCGUCCCCAGUCUGGAGGACAAAUAGGAGCGCAUCGGCAGCUGAUUCAUGGGGAAGGGGGACAAAUGGAGAAGGGAUCUUGCCAUGUCUGUUGCAUUCCAAAAAAAUAAUCUCCCCCAGCUCAGCCAUGUUUCCAUGCAGGAGGAGCGGGAGGGGAGAGCAGGGGAGGGGGAAUCAGAGCAGGCCUCUCCCUCUCUGUGGUCCUUUAAUGCCCUUUAGGGAUAUGAUUAUAAUAGAGUAUGGUGUUAUCGUGGGUAGGACGCUCGGAGAGGCGGCAGUUUAAUGUGCAUGCGCGCGUGUCGGCGUGCGUGCGUGUGUGUGUGCGCGUGGCAGCCACAGGGUCCCUCUGGCCACAUCAUCAGUGUGUGAGUCAGCCCCGGCCUGUUCAAACAUGCACCUUGAGCUGCCAGCCUCAAUGUACUUCUCUCCAAACACACUCAGCCCAAGACACCAGCAUGCACAAGUUUAAUUUCCACCUACUUCUCGACCGGGGAUAGGCUAUUGUAACACUUUUUUUUUUUUUUGUAUUGGGGAGAGGCUGGGCACCAGUGUUGGCGUAGCUCCUUCAAUCAAUCGACAGCGCCUCUGCUGGUUGUAGCCAAGUCGUGCACUCCAUUUUCCCUCCACUGCCUUCCGCCCACGUGCAGCUGUGAUAGGCUCCAGCCCCCCCCCCCCCCCCCCCCCCCACUUCUCCUGUCCUUAAUUGCACCUUCUCUGAAACAAGGCAGGUUCAGAAUGCACUUUGUUACUCCACGUGAGGGCACUUUGUCAACAAAACGGGUACUUUUAAGUAAAAAAAAUAUAUAUAUAUAUACAUAUAGUUGCAAAUGAGAUCGUCCCUCUGUGGUAAAUUUAAGACUCCUUUUUUUUUUUUUUUUGAUUUAACGACAAAGCUGCCAAACAUACAAAAUCUGGACUUUGAGCGCUCUGAAAGAGGGGCUUAGUUUUGUGACCUUAUUAUACGAGAUGAAUUAAUGUAACUGAUUGCACUUGAAGUCAGCCGUUGGUGAGCUGUAUAUGUGUCUUAACGGUAGAGAGGGGGCAGAAAAAGUGUGUUUCGUGUUCCGUUAGACUUUCGAGGAUCUCGGGACAAGCUAAACAAACAUCGCUGCUAAGUUGGCGGUGAUAACGGGCCCAAUCGUUGUAAAACACCUCGUCGGACAGUCGCUUGUUUACUUCACAGCUCUCUUGGCGCACGUUUGCAUGAAUCCUGGUUUACCCUCGCUUGUCGUUAUCGGCGGCUGUUCCGGGCCUCGAGAGUGUGCUUUUUAUUUAUUUUUGUUGGCGCCCAUGGUUGUCGUAUAAAGACAAGGUUGAUAAUUGCACUGUUCAGAGCAAUGUGAGCUGAUGUCUGUACCGUCUUGAGUAGUAUGGACCCUAAACAACCUGUGAGUCAUCUAAACCUGUGCAUUUGAACCUGCAUAUUCCUCCUAUGGUCUUUGUGCUCUUAUACUGGCACUCUUUGGUCCGGAGAACUGUAGUCAAUUCUACUCCCUAAUCAUUGAAUUCGAACCACAUCAACAAGUUGCGAAACAAACUCAAUUGUCGUUGAAAAACCUUGAACGGAAAAGAAACGGUCACUCGAACUGGUAAUUAGGUGUGACCCUAAACAAACAAUACAGGUAGCAUCUGUGUGUUUUAGCACUUUGGCUGAUGGCAGCACGUUUUAAUUUGCUCAAAAUUUCCCCUAAAAAGUGCAUUGUUCCAAAAUUGGCCGUAUACAGUGGUACCUCAACUCGAGUCUUUUGAGGUAAGAGCUGUCUUUGGGUUAAUGGUUCUGCUUCAAGUUCAACGCAAUAAUUCGAGAUAUAAGCAUUCCUGUAGUCAAAACCCGGUCUUACCAACAGCUUGUAGCUUGUAGCUAGAGAUCGACAUGACUGUUUUACAACCAACAGAACGAAGAAAGUGAGUGUGAUGGACGGUACUGAGAAGUAGAAGCGCUGUUGAUUGCAGAUACAAGUGUUUUAGGUUAAGAGCUCCGUUAAGCUUGUGAAUUGAGGUACAACUGUACUUACUAAAAACAGUUUCCACUAUGUAAUGUUCAUCAGUUUGGAAAGAAACCGAAACCAACUUGACUUUAGCUGAGACCAGAAAGCCAAGAGUGAAAGCACCCUGAUGUGAACCUGUCCCCUCAUUGGCCAGUUUUAAGUAGUCCAAACUGGACCUUCUCCGUUUGUUUGUUUUUUACUGUUUCUUGUGCGAAAUAGAUUAUUCACAUGUUGUGAAGUAUUUUUUGACUUUGCUUGAACACGUCUGUGUGAGUGAUGAGUGCAUGCGCCGGAAAAAGGGGGUGAUGUUUUGGGGGCGGGGCUCCGGAAACCGGUGCCUGGGUGGGUGUCUGUGAUUUAAAGCCUGAUAGCACUGGAAGUGGUGCUUUUAGCUGACCGUGGCGCAAACAUUUGCACUAAUUUUAAAUGUUUUCAUCCUGCUUUUGGGUUGUUUUUUUCAUGUCCACUCGGGUCAGCCACCCCUUCCCCGUAGAAAUAGUUAUCAAUCAACAUGAACUAAUUAAUACCAAAGGACACAAGACAUGUUAGGGUAGCAAUCAAUGUGUGUUUUGUUUUGUAGAGGUUUCCAAGUAUCCACCAUUGGAGACGUAAGAAUGUAGCAAGGCGUCUGACGACAAACAUUCGAAAUAUUUGGGUGGCUGUGAAGGUCGUGGCGUGUACAAAGAUAUCAAACCAAGACAUGAUUUAUUUAUUUAUGUUCAGUUCAGCUGAUAAACCCAAUUUAUUCAUUCCAUCAGGCUGUGACUGUGUGUGUGCUUAUGUGCAAUUUGGAUCUGCAGCUUACUCCUAACAGAUGGGCCCAGUUUAACCAAACCUGUGCUUUUACCACACAGCACCCUGUUUUCUCAGGGCAUUCCACCUACCGCAACUGGACUGUUCAGUUCGUCUCUGAAGACCCAAUUCCUCUUAUCCGAGCAGGCUUCCUCAAUUCAUGUUCAUAGACUUAGAUUGGUCACGUCUAGACUAAAUACUAAAUCUGAGCAAUCGAGUGAGAGACAAACUGAACAGUCCUGUUCCAACGCAUCAUGCUCAUAGACUUGGAUUGGUCAGAUCCAGACUAAAAACUACAUCUCACCAGUCUAAGUCCUGCAUGGAUGAGAGGAGAAAUGUAUUUCGAUAGGUAAUGCUUGUAGACUUGGACUGGUCAGAUCUAGACUAAAUACUAGAUCUGAGCAAUUUAAGUUCUGUUUGAGUGAGAAAGAAAUUGAAAACAGUCCAGCUCCAAUGGAUCAUGCUCAUUGACUUGGAUUGAUCAGAUCUAGACUAAAUACCACAUCUGACCAAUCUUACGUCCUGCUUGGAUGGCAGGCGAAACGCCUUCCAAGACAAAAUUAACAGUCCAGUUGCGAUAGAUAAUUCUCGUAGACUUAGAUUGGUCCGAUCUAGACUAAAAACUACAUCUGACCUGUCUGAGUCCUGCUUGGAUGAGAGCCGAAACGUCUUUCAAUAGGUAAUGCUCGUAGACUUUGAAUGGUCAGAUCUAGACUAAAUACUAUUGAUUGAUUGAUACUUUUAUUAGUAGAUUGCACAGUUCAGUACAUAUUCCGUACAAUUGACUACUAAAUGGUAACACCCGAAUAAGUUUUUCAACUUGUUUAAGUCGGGGUCCACGUUAAUUCAUGAUAGCUCUGAACAAUUUAACUCCUGUUCGGUUGAGAGAUAAACUGAACAGUCCAGUUCCAAUGGAUCAUGGUCAUAGACUUGGAUUGGUCAGAUCUGGAUUGAAAACUACAUCUGAGCAAUCUAAGUCCUGUUCGGAUGAGAGGUGAAACGCCUUUGAAGACAAACUAAAUCGUCCAGUUGCAAUUGAUCAUGUUCGUAGACUAAAUAAGAGAUCUGACCAGUCUAAGUCCUGCUCGGAAGAGAGGCAGAGCGUCUUCUAAGACAACCUGAACAGUUAAGUUUUUAGGGACUGAAUGUCCUGAGAACACCAUGACCUGGAUGAAUGCGAACAGCCAUAGACCAACACCCUGUUUAGUUUUUCCUGCCCAUGUUUCCAGACCAAACUCGACGAGCUGAUCGGCUCAUUAGCGACAUUACCCAGCGGACAUCUUAAGCUUUACUUGAAUUAAUUUAUUAUUAUUGUUAUUCUUACAUUCUUUGUCGAGUUGCGCAUCCCCCGCUUUAUCACGACUCCCUUUUUUUUUCCACCCCCACCAACCCCCGAACGAACCUUGACGUCUGUUUCUGUUCUCUUAUCAAACGUGUCUGCUGAAUAUAUCUGAGAAGCCAUAAAAGCAGAUGACCAACAACAACGAUAAGGAUUAAUCAUCCCAAAGAAAGGCGAGACAAGGUCACUGUUAUGGGGAUUUGUGGCGGCAGACGCUCGGCAAGCGCACUGGGCCAGGGGUUGACGAUUACUAUUACUGGGGCGUUUGUGGCGCUUGUGCAGGUCCUGAGGACGGACGGGGGUCUCAAACUCAGUUUGGAUGGGUGAUGCUGGGCCUGAGUAUUCCCUUCAGAAUCACGUGACUAAAUUUGUAAAUUUUUCGGCAGAAAUGUCAAAUUGAAUGUAAAAACGGUAUAUUUUGAAAGGGUUCACCGUGAGGUGGUCAGUAAACAUUCCGCUUGCUUAAAGCAAGUUGCUCCUUGUAUUGACCAAUGUGUGUGUUGUGUUGUCAAAUAUCAGGCUGCAAUUACUCAACUAUCAUGUUAAAUAGACGGCCACAAAAUAUGGGUCAGUGCAGUUUGAGACCCUUGCUCUAAUCCAGUGGUUCUUAACCUUUUUGGAGGUACCGAACUCCACCAGUUUCAAAUGCGCAUUUACCGAACCCUUCUUUAGUGAAAAAAAUAUAUAUAUAUAUACAAAUAUGUCUUGAUUGGAUUAUCCAGAGAAUAGUGCUCAAUACCGUGGUAGAGCGCAAUAUGUAUGUGUUGCAAAAAUCACAAGACUACUUCCUCCCUACAGAACUGUAUCAUGAGGGGUUCCCUCAAUCAUCAUGAGAUUUUUAACUCUUAAACUUAACUAUUAAAUCUCCUGAUGAUUGAGGGAACCCCUCAUGAAACAGUUCUGUAGAGAUAAGGUAGUCUUGUGAUUUUUCCCACACCUACUUAUAUAUACAUUUUUGUAGGUGUGGGAAAAAUCACAAGACUACUUCACCUCUACAGAACUGUUUCAUGAAUAGCUCUGAAUAGCUGAAAAAAAAAAAUCUGAUGAUUGAGGGAACCCCUCAUGAAACAGUUCUGUAGAGGUGAAGUAGUCUUGUGAUUUUUCCCACACCUACUUAUUGCGCUCUACCACGGUAUCGAGCACUAUUCUCUGGAUAAUCCAAUCAAGACAUAUAUAUACAUAUAUAUAUUUUUCAAAUUCAAGACUAAAGUUAUAUGUUUUUGGUAACACUUUAGUAUGGGGAACAUAAUCUAAGUAACAAAGACUUAAUUUAGAGUUAUUUGGACACUAAGGGAACAUAGUAAUAAAGACUUCAUUUAGAGUUAUUUGGUUAGGGUUAGGGUCAUGGUUAGAGGGUUAGGGUUAUAACAAGGCCAUGCCGAAUAAGGCAUUAAUAAGAACUUAAUAAUGACUAGUCAAGAGCCAUUGUAGUACUAAUUUACAUGUUAAAAAGCACCUGACUAAUGGUGAAUAUGUUCCUCAUACUAAAGUGUUACCAUGUUUUUUUUACUGGAGCACAAAAUGAACGGUGCGUGAACAUUUGUUCAGACAAAAAAACCAACACAGUGCAUAAACUCACAACAAAUUACACACCUGCAAAUCAGCUGUUGGCCUAUCCGUAAUACGCCGAUAGGGAGAAGUUUGUAUUCAUACGAUGAGUCGGGUGUGUUUUGACCUCCGCCGAACCCCUGAGACCGACUCACCGAACCCCUAAGGUUCGAUCGAACCCAGGUUAAGAACCACUGCUUUAAUCAUAACGUGAGGGGGGAGGGGGGGGCACCUCCAGGUCCUAGUUAAAGGGAGGGCACCCCCUAAGACCAUCCUCAGUUUCUUACAAAAGUAGCCAUCCCCCAAGUCCUGAGUAUAUUUGCACUUGAUGGUUUUCCUUCCAAAUGUUCCAAUACGGGUGCGAGGAGGCUGUUUGAGGCGCUUUUCAGGGACGGGGUAGCCCACGCGCGGUUCCUUCAUGUCGCACGUCUCCUUUUUUGCCUCAUUUGCAAGAACUUCUCAGGUGGAAAGAUAUAUAUAAAUACACUGCUAUGCAUUAGCUUGCUUUCUUUGUGAUCAUGCCUUCCUCUCAAUGACUUUCCUUGCUAGCGAUCACACACACACUUGGGUGAAGGAGCCAUAGGCACUUUGUUGAUACGUCUUACAUGAUUUGGUACAUUUCCCAUCAACCAUCGCGGGACACAUUCCAUAUCUUCAUACUGUGAUCGGCCCGUUCAUACUCCGCAGACGACCUUUGACUUCUCAGCUUCUGCGAUUGUAAAAAUUAGCACUUUGUGGAAAAAAAAGGCCAUCCUCACCUGUGUAUGUUUGUGCGCUUUUUUUUCUUUUUUUUUUUUUUUUUUACUUUUCUUGUCGCUUUGUCUCCUAAAUUCCCCUUUUGAGAAAUGAAACUUGAAUAGUUGCAGGAAUGUGGUGCAAAAAAAAAAAAAAAACACCCCAAAAAACUGCCUCACGUCUCCGAAAGAUGGAUGCCAUAUUUUGCAUAGACUAAUGGUGGUUGUUGGGAGAAAAUUAAUCUUGUUUUUCAGUUUAGAGAUUUUUGACUUGAGUUAAUGGUUUAACCUGGGAUAGACUAUUUGGGGUUAUUGUGAGCGUCUUCUGAGGGGCUUAAAAGUGUCACAAUAUUUCCCAACACUCAAACUGGGAUGUUAAACUAACACACAGAGUCACCUCGGGCACCCAACUGAUGCACUUGUAGCUGUAAUCAUGUGACCAAAUUGUCUCGCUAAUUUAUUGGGAUUCAAUAAUAACUGACAACGUGAAGCAAAAGUUUCUUUGCCCAAUGUGACUUUUGUGUUUUUACAAAAUUGUUAGCUCCACAAGCAGUUGUCUUUUUGGGAGAAUUUGCACUUUUUUGGUGAUAAAGAUCAAGAAAAAGUAUAUAUGUGUGUGUGUGUGUGUGUGUGUAUGUAUACAUAUAUGUAUGUUUAUACAUAUAUACACCCACACACACACAAAAAACCACUACAUCCAUACACACAGUCAAAAUCAUGUAAUUCCAUGUUGUCCUUUUUUUUUUUUCUUUUUGAAUAUAUCCAAAAAUGUCUGGCAUCUGGUUGUCUGGUUCAAAGAAUAUACAAAUAUUUCUAUUAAAAAAACAAUGGUUGCAAAA